AUGCCUCAGCGGGUAUCCCGGCCCGUCCAAGAGCUGGAUUCUUUCCCCUCUUCUUCAGGACAGUCGGUAGUUCUCUGGUGCACGAAAACUUGA
Molecule: messenger RNA, 93 nt
Organism: Ostreococcus tauri
Lineage: Eukaryota; Viridiplantae; Chlorophyta; Mamiellophyceae; Mamiellales; Bathycoccaceae
Product: unnamed product
Exons: 3
Coding region: 1-93 (30 amino acids)
Source: RefSeq, a predicted model, not a curated record